CUGUCUCGACGCGUCGAGCCCCGAACACGAAAAAACUCCUCUUCUCCUCAUCCCUCCUCUCGCGGCGGCCGGCAGCAGCGAAGAAGCGUUUGUUGCGCCUGCAGAUCUCUCCGAUCGACCGCCCGCAGCGCGAAGACGAGUCCCUCGUGAAUGGUGGGAGCCCGCGCGACGACCUCCUCCUCCCUCUCCUCGCCGCCGGAGAGGGCCGCCUCCGCCUCCUUCCGCGCCUUCGGCUCUUGCAUGCAGGGUUGGUACCACCGCUGCAUCGGCCUUGACCCCUGAGCUCCAUCGGCCGCUCUUCCCACGAGGACUCUCAACCUUCCUGAACCCCCUCCUGAUUUCUGUUGAUCCUGAGUUUUCCUUUGCCAAGAGUAAGAGAGAAAAGAGACCGGAAGCGAGUUUUGAUUGAUUGAUUGGUUGGUUGCGUUUGAUUUUGAUUGGAUUGGUCGUCAUGGCUGUCGCGGUGCCGUCCACGCUGCCGAUGAAGCUGAGGAAAGUCGAGCCCCGCGGCAAGGCGGCGGCGGCGGGGGUGGCUGGUCGGGCUCGCGUGCUCGUGACGGUCACCGUGCUCGGCAGCGCUGGGCCGCUGCGGUUCCUGGUCGACGAGGGCGAGUCGGUCAGCGGGCUCGUCCGCGCCGCGCUCCGCUGCUACGCCCGCGAGGGACGCAUGCCGCUGCUCGGCGCCGACGCUGCCAACUUCCUCCUCUACACCGCCAAUGGCAGAUCCGACGCGCUCAAGGCCGACGAGAGGAUUAGCUUCAACGGGUGCAGGAGCUUCAUGCUCUGGCAGAAGACGCCGCGUGACGCUGUUGUCAACGGGCCAGAGGCCGCGCUGGAGACGGCGGCGAAUUCUAGCCCUGGCAGGAAAGCGAGCGGCGGCUGGAAGCUUGGGCUCAACAAGAUCCUCCUCAACUUCAGCUUUAAGGUGUGAUGAGUUUAUUGGCCAUGGCAUCGGAACGAAUAAGAUGCGCCGAGCUCGCGCAUCCGCCUAUGGAAUUUUGAGUUCGUCACCGUCGAGCUAGAAUCAGCGAAUCAUUGGUGUCAAUCGCUGUUAAUUUCCCUGCAUUUGGGUCGAGUCUUGAGUCUGGUUCGUUCUUUAAUUCGGUUUUUUACUGUUCAAUCAUCCUGCAAUCAUGGAAUGGGAUUAUCAAUGGAAUUAUACUUAUACACCACACUGUUCUGA
Molecule: messenger RNA, 1183 nt
Organism: Brachypodium distachyon (stiff brome)
Lineage: Eukaryota; Viridiplantae; Streptophyta; Magnoliopsida; Poales; Poaceae
Exons: 2
Coding region: 452-931 (159 amino acids)
Source: RefSeq, a predicted model, not a curated record